UUGGUUACGGACUGUUGCUAUGACGUCUGCCCCAGACGCUAUUAGCGUCAAGCCACUCGAAAGCUAUUCCCGCAAACAAAAUUAGUUUCCACUCUAUCACGUAGUUGCGGAUUCAGUAGUUAUAAUAUUGUAACGUUUGUAUUACAAAUAAUUCUAAAACAGUGGAAUAUUACGGCUUGAUAUAAAUUUAACGACUCGUGAACUGAAAUGUUUGGACAAAUCGACUGACUGAAUUCGGGUGUCGAAAGAGAUCGAGAUGAAGAACGUCUUCACCCUUGUGGACAACGCCUGGACAGGCUCUCAGUUAAUUUACAAGUGGCAGAAAUCCCUUGGAAAUUAUAUAGCUGUUGCAGGACAUGAUAGCUCAGUAAAAAUAUUUGAUCGCCAUGGACACAAGUGGACUGAAAUCAGCCUUUCCGGACGUUGCGUGGGGAUGGACUGGGAUAAGGAUGGGGACAUUUUGGCGGUGAUAGCAGCCAAAUCCAGCUCCAUCCACCUCUGGGAUGCCAGCGUGAAUAAAACCUCUAAGAUCGACAGUGGCAUGAGAGAUCCUAUGUCCCUAAUUGUAUGGUCAAAAACGGGUCCCCUCCUGGCAGCUGGGACAGUAAAAGGAAAUUUGUUAAUCUACAAUCAGCAGACCUCCCACAAGAUCCCGAUAUUAGGUAAACACACCAAGAAGAUCACCUGCGGCUGCUGGAACACUCAGAAUCUGCUGAUUCUUGGAUGUGAUGACAACAAUCUGAGCAUCAGCAAUCAAGAGGGGGACACUAUCAGAGAGGUAAAACUGCGUGGGGCACCUGCCGAUAUUUACAUCUCAAUGAGGAAGACAAGUGAAAGGACAGCCCAAGGAGAGAACACUGUGAGUGUCUGUGUGGACAAGAAGAUUCUAGUCAUUUUUAACAUUUACAACAAAGAUGACUGGUAUGAUCUGGGCUUUAACGGGAAGUACGGACACAUCGUCUCCUAUCGUUGGUUUGGUGACGGGUACAUACUCAUUGGCUUCUCCGAUGGGUACUUUGUUGUCAUAUCCACUCAUGCCAGAGAGAUCGGAAAUGAACUCUGGCAGGCUCGCAACCAUAAAGACAGCCUGAACAGUGUAGCCAUCUCAUCAGCAUUAAAUAAGGCAGCUUCCUGUGGGGACAACAGCAUAAAGAUCCAUGACCUCUCUGACCUCAAAUACAUCAGCAACGUCAUUCAGUUGGAGGAUGAGACAAAAGGUCUGGACCAGCUGAGCUGGACAGAUGAUGGACAGCUGCUAGCAGUUUCCACACAAAAAGGGACUCUUCAUGUCUUCCUCACGAAGCUUCCCAUACUGGGUGACAGCUACGGAACCAGACUAGCCUACCUUACAUCUUUGCUGGAGGUCACAGUGUCAAACUAUGGGACAUCUCCUGUGACCAUCCAAGUGGAAGUAGAACCAACUUUUAUUGCCGUGGGACCCUAUCACGUGGCCGUAGGAAUGAACAACAAAGCCUGGUUCUACGCUCCUCUUGAACAAGAAUCCGUUUUUACCAAACUAAAGGAGAUUGAGUACUUCGGGACAGUUGCCAACAUGUGCCUUAAUGCAAAAUAUGCCGCAGUGCUGUUUGAUGGCAAAGUGCAGCUGCACAUGAUCGAUGACAGUGAGCAGGAGGAGCGGAAGCAGAUGAAGUUGUUUCCAGACGAUGACCGAAAAGGGCGUAUCCUUUGCCACGCCCUCACCGCCGACUUCCUUUACUAUGGCACUGAUUUAGGUAACGUGGUCUGCGUCUUGGUGGAGGAUUGGGAGACUGUGAGCACUUACAGCCACGCAGUAGCCGUGAGGAAAGUUUACCCGGAUGUAAAUGGCGCACGAUUGGUCUUAAUCGACGACAAGAAAGGCGGUUUCCUGCUCACCCUUUCAAGUGCAGCAGAUUCCUGCCUUGAGCUUCCAAAUUUCUCCCCCACCGUCACUGGAGUGCUGUGGGAUAACUGGCAUGCUGACAGAGGAGUGUUUGUUGCUUAUGACGACGACAAGGCCUAUACUUAUGCGGUGCAUAAAACAACCAUCUAUGGCCAGCGAGUGGUGUUAGUGGGGAGCACUCCACUUCUUUCUUCCCAGAAGCCUUUGCUAUUGUACAACGGGGCGCUGACGUGCCAGACGGCCAGCGGCAAGAUUAGUGAAGUGGCUCUGAGCACACACUCCUUCCUGGAGCUCUCAACCAGCGCAUCGUCUGGGUCACCGCCGGAAUUCGGCAAACAGCUCACGCAGGCCCUUCAGCUCAAGAGGUUCCAUGAAGCCUGGGAUCUGUGUGUGACGGAGGGCAGUGACGCCGACAAAGACGAGAUCGGCAAAACCUGUCUGGUCCACAUGGAGGUUGAGCUGGCCAUCCACUUCUACCGCAUGAUUGGCAAUGUGGGCAUGGUGCUGUCAUUGCAGGCCGUCCAGGGCAUCGAGGAUAAUAACUUACUUGCAGGUCAUUUGGCCAUGUUUCUGGAGGACUUCUGUCUUGCUCAGGAUCUCUAUCUGGCCUCAAGUUGUCCAAUAGCUGCCUUGGAGAUGAGAAGAGACCUGCUGCAUUGGGACAGUGCUCUGAAGUUAGCCAAGGGGUUAGCAGAAGACCAGAUUCCCUUUCUAUCCAAAGAAUAUGCUGUCCAUCUAGAGUUUAUUGGAGACUACAUGAAUGCUCUAUCUCACUACGAGAAAGGCAUGACCAAUAAUAACAAAUUCCAGGAGCAUGAUGAGGUGUGCCAGGCUGGCAUAGCCAGGAUGUCUAUUCGAAUGGGGGACAUAAGGAGAGGAGUGGCCCAGGCUAGCCAACACCCAAGUAGAGUUCUGAAGAAAGAAUGUGCUGCCAUACUGGAAAGCAUGAAGCAAUUCUCUGAAGCUGCUCAGCUUUAUGAAAAAGGGCAGUGUUAUGACAAGGCGGCAUCGGUUUAUAUUCGCUGCAAAAACUGGGCAAAAGUGGGCGAGUUGCUCCCAUAUGUCACCUCUUCUAAAAUUCACCUGCAGUACGCAAAAGCCAAGGAGGCAGAUGGCAAGUAUAAGGAGGCAGCACAAGCCUAUGGGAGUGCUAAGGACUGGGACAAUGUGACCCGGGUACUACUGGAUCAUCUGAAGAACCCAGAAGCUGCUGUACGCAUUGUUAGAGAGACGCAGAGUGUUGAAGGGGCAAAGAUGGUGGCCAGGUUCUUCCUGUCACUGAAUGACUAUGGCUCGGCUAUCCACUUCCUGGUGCUGUCUCAAUGCAACGAUGAAGCCUUCCAGCUGGCACAGCAGCACAGGCAGAUGGAAGUCUAUGCAGACAUCAUCGGCUCGGAUGCAACACUACAGGACUACCAGAGCAUCGCACUGUACUUUGAGGGAGAAAAGAACCACCUGCAGGCUGGCAAAUUCUUUCAGAAGUGUGCGCAAUACAGCCGAGCCCUGAAGCAUUUCUUAAAGUGUCCCAAUACGGAGGACAGCCCGGCUUUGGACAUGGCUAUUGAGACGGUGGGCCAAGCGAAGGACACCGCCCUGACCAAUCUACUGAUAGAAUACCUGAUGGGCGAGAGUGAUGGCAUACCAAAGGAUGCCAAGUACCUGUUCCGUCUCUACAUGGCACUACAGCAAUAUAGAGAGGCUGCUCGCACUGCCAUCAUCAUCGCCAGAGAAGAGCAGAAUGCUGGUAACUACCGCAGCUCCCACAAUGUGCUGUUCAGCAUGUACACACAGCUGCAGGCCCACAACAUCAAGAUUCCUGCAGAAAUGGCCACUAAUCUGAUGAUCCUGCACUCCUACCUGCUUGGAAAGAUCCACAUCAAACGAAGAGACCACCUUAAAGGGGCACGCAUGCUCAUUCGCGUCAGCAAAAAUAUCAGCAAAUUUCCUGCACAUGUUGUACCCAUUCUGACAUCAGCGGUCAUUGAAUGUCACCGAGCAGGGUUGAAGAACUCAGCUUUUGGCUUUGCUGCCAUGCUGAUGCGACCCGAGUACCGAAACGAAAUCCACCAGAAUUACAGGAAGAAAAUCGAGGCGAUGGUUCGGCGUCCCGAUACGUCAGAGUUGGAAGAGGAAACUACACCGUGUCCUUACUGUGGCUUCCAGCUACCACAGAAUGAACUGCUGUGUAUCUCCUGCAAGAACAACGUGCCUUAUUGCAUCGCCACAGGUCGUCACAUGCUGAAAGAAGACUGGUCCGUGUGUCCUCAUUGUGAAUUUCCUGCACUCUACUCACAGUUCAUCUUAUUGCUGGAGACCGAGACGGCGUGUCCCAUGUGCUCGGAGACUCUCAGUGCCCAGCAGUUGAAGAAGAUUACAGAUUGUUCCAAAUACCUGCAGACUGAUGAACUGGAUCAGUGAAGGUGACAUCAAGUUGUAGAAACAUAAUGGACUAGUUUUUGUUAUCCUGCAGAUUUUCCAUGGAAUCCUGAUUAACAUUUGUACCACUGGAUUGGUCCUUUAACUACACAAUUGUAAAUGUUGUGUUAGCUUUAUAUGAAAGUGCAAAAUUGAGAAUGGAUUUAAAAGUAAGUAAAAAAAACUUCUUUUAAAUAGGGUAAAUUAACUUGAGAAAUGUAUAUUAAAAAAACAUGUUUCAAUGCAUGCCUUUGGUCUAACAAUACACAGCGUUUUUCCUCCGUAGGCCAGGGAUGUCCACAUUUUUUCCAAUGAGGGUGGCAUGCUGAAAAAUCUAAGAAAACUGGGGGUCAUGUUCAUAUUUUUCAACGUAUUUUAAAAAAAUUGUAAAAAGGCUAGACACCCAGGACAAUUAAUAAUCAAGCAAGUUGUCAUAGAAAAGUACAAAUUUUAUUUUUUAUUCUUUACAAAGGACUGUUUACCCAAGUUUUUUUUAAACAAAAAUAUAACAGCUUCUCAUUGAUGUCGAAUGAAAAAGACACAAAAAUAUAAAAAAAAUGCUUGUCACCAAGAAAGUACAAAAAAAGGACAGUUGGAAAGACAGAAAAGCAGAUAACAAGAAACCAUGUUAAAUUGUGUCAAAGAAGAGCGUACUUAAAAAAAAUAAUGGAACUUCCUCGGUUUCAGGCAGUAGAGGAAAGGAAGUGCUUUCAACCAAAUAGUCACUGAAGGACAUCAGUGCUGAGAUACAAGUACAGACAUUUUGGUUGGUGAAGUGUUUGUCUGAAAUGGAGAAAAAAAAAAAUAAAAAUAAAGCCAUCCACCUAAAAGUUAACUUCUGAUUCAACUUUAGGCUAUGCCUUCACAUUUGACAGAAUUCCACCCAUUUUUGACGCUAUGAACAACCCCGAUUACCCAACGUUGCAUGGAAAUAAACUAGUCUAACCAGAUGGAACACUGAUGCCAAGUAGUGCACAGUGUCCACACACACACACACACAAAACACUUUCACGCUCAACAUGUGUUUGUCAAAAAAGAAAAAAAUGCCUGCAUUACAUAAGAGACAACACAUUAGUAACAUGCAUUCAGUCUGCAACAGAACAAUAAAUGAAAAGACAAGUCCAUCCAUAUGGAAUGUUUACAGCAUCUACUUGUGUUUGUAAAUAGAAGCAAGCAUUUCCAGUAAAGAAAGAAAUCCCGAAAAAGAAUGAGCAUCAAAACAUGAUCUGAUUUGUUUUCGGAGAGAUGGGCAGUGCUCACGUUGGAUUAUUGUUGCAAUUAUACAGUAUUUCAAUUUAAUUAGUAACUGAUCAAGAUAUGUUAUUCCAGCACAACUAAACUGCACAAAAUGACUUUUGCCGUGUUAAAAAGUGAUCAGCUCACCGCUAGUCAGCAGAGCAGCACGUUGGCAAACAGCACCUUUUUUUUAUAAGAACAAUUACAUUCUUUGAUAUAAGCACGCCACGUAUAUACUGUAGGUGGAACAAACACACCUAUUAGCGGUGUGCAUAGAAUUAUCCACCUCGCGUAUGAAUGGACUUGAAAAUGCAAUUGCAUAAAUAGCAAACACUCAAGUGCAUAGUCACUACAAGCAACAAAUCAAUAUUAGAAGUUGCACCUGGAAGUCUUUGGUGGAAAUCAUGAAAUCGUCAUGCAAACUAAAUCCUUAUUUCUUUUUAAAGAUUACAUGUCUUAUGGAAAAAAAAAAUCAUUGAAGUUGUUUUGAUAUUGAAAAAGGCCACCAGACAUUACCAGAAUCCUGGUGAACACUUGCCUCGUGUCAGCAGCUGUGCACUUUAGGUGACUGACCUCAAAAUCCAUCUCAAGGUGUCCUGCUCCUUGUUAAACCUAACAAACAUCCGAUUUUAGGUUAAUCUCAUAAGAAACGUUCAGUAACCCCGACGGAGUAUGUAUUCCAAUUUUUCAAUAGCUUAUAUUAAAGGGCUUAAAUAGAUCAUGAAGACUUUUCAUUCAAGUGAAUGUGACGUAUCCUGUAAUCAAGUCUGCCUGACAUGCCUUCAAUUCGACUGUGUUUUGAAUUUGCGACUGAAAUAUAAACAAACCAAUCAUAAAUAUGAUGGAAUCUAAAUCAAAGAAAUACUUGCAGCUCGCGCAUUUCAAAUGAAAAAAAAAAGAAAAAAGUCAUAAGCGGCUGCUUAUUGUGUUGUUACAUUCAGUUCUGUUAAAUGAAAAUAAGAAUUUGCAGCACAAAUGAAGUCAGCCUGCCAGCGACAUCCGACUGUCGCUAUAUAAACAACAACAUGGAGGACGGACGAUGAACAGCAGCCUAUGGCCUUCUCUGCACGCUGACCACUCCUGGGUUUCAAUUAGACAAUUUACACGACAUGACCAACAAAGAAGAGCUUCACUACUGGAAGUCAGAGUUUGGAGAGCUUUUUUUUCUUUAAAAAAAAAAAAAGUAGUCAAGCUUCUGGAUGGAAUCUUACAGUGAGAUGGUGUUUUUAAGUGUUUCCAAGUUCACAGCACGAUCAGUUCAUUGAACAGUCCUCUCCCUCCGUAUCCGUGUCUGUGUCUGAGCAGGCGGUGUCCAUAGCAACAUGGGCGGGGCUAACAAUGACAGCUCGUCUCUGCUCCUCCUCUGCACUCGCUCGUCUCUCCUGAGUGCGCUCAAUGUGAUGGAUGGCCUGAGAGGAGCAAACGGGACGAUACGGCGCAUCUUAGUGACUGUUCAGCAAGGUUAGACUCACAAGACAAAAGAUUAGGUACAGCUACUCAAUCUAAUGAGAUGCCAAAUAUAAUUUGCCUUUUAAGACAAUUCUUGUUCACGAAUGAUCCUUCUAGUGACAGAACUACUAUUUUCAAUAAUUUAAUUAUUUAGCUACAUGAAACAGCAUAGCACCGCAAAUGCCCCUUGUUUCAUGGUUAAAUGUGGCCCAUUAUAUGCACAUUUAAAGCAGCUUUUAUGUAUUUUUUCCCCUUUCAAACAUAAAAAUGAUGAAAUGAACAAAAAUAAAAAUACUACAAUUAGGAAAACACAUUCAAAUUGUCGAUGUAGUAUUUUGCACUGAUCACUAGGUGUCAGUAGUUGUUUGGUGAGACAAGCACCAGACUUGAUAGCCAGAACAACAGGCUUUUAUUGCAGGCACAAUAACAACACAAAAAUCAUAACUGUAAAGUGUCUGAGUAUUUUGAAAAGCGCUAUACAAAUAAAAUGUAUUAUUAUUAUUAUAACACUGGCUACUGUUGCGGCCGUAACCCAUGACGAGCUAAAACUCAACUCUGAAACCCUGGUGUCACUUCCUGUCCCUCUGCCACUCAGCUUCCCUAGGGAACAGAUUUGCUGCAACAUAAGUUUUAUUUAGAGUAAAUUUUAAAAAGCUUAUUUUCUCUGGCAAGAGGGUUCUAAAAAAUUCACUUAUAGUUGGAUCUGGAACUAAUUAACCAUGAUAAACGGGGGAUUGCUGUACAAUAAAAAAAAAAAAACACGUUUAGUGAAUGCUUCUCACACAGUGUCAAUCAAAACAGAGCAUUUUCUUCGAAUUUUCGAUAUAGUUUUGAUAUAUUGAAUAUCAUUAGAACGUGUAGGUGUACCUGCAUUUCUAGCCGACCUGAUGAAUAAAUAAAACGCCUACCUGCACGAUGGUGUCCAGGUUUUGUCUAGACGUGGACACGGUGCUGGUGUGGACAGAUGAGCUCAUGGUUACUACGUUGACGUGGUGAUGGGGUGGCUGGGUUAGUGUUGGCGCUGGGACGAUGACUGUUGGGUGAUGCGUUGAGGCGAGGGGAGUCGGAGAAACCAACGCCUGCACACAAGUCAGAUCAAGUAACAUGUUUUUCAUGUCAGGUCACUUUGUGAUAAAAUACUUAAUAAAGUGCAUUUACAAUAAUUUAAUUUGUAUUUUGCUUCACUUGAGUUGCUGGACUAUAACCCAAAUUUCUAAGUAUGUGUGCAUGUGUAAAGAGAAAGCGAGACCAACCUUUGGACUGUGAGGUUGUCGGUCUGCAGCUUGAAUCUGCUGCAGCCUUAACAGCGUCUGGCUCUGGAGGUGUGCCUGCUCUUCCUCCACCUGCUGGGUGAUCACCUUGAGACGCUCCGGGUGCAGCUGAGUGUCCAAUGAGCGCACCUGCAUCCAAAUCCAUCAGGCGAUUUCGACAACGUGACCAAUUUAACGGACCGCUUGGUGUCGCCUCCGUUUACCUGCUCCUCCAGCUGCACGCGAGCAGAACGUUCUCGAUCCAGCUGCUGACGCAACUCGAGCAUUUCUCUCCUCAGCUCCUCCACCUUCUCUUCAUCCAGGGUGUCAGGAGAACCGAUGCCUUCAUCUUUCUCUUCUGCUCGCCUCCUCUUUGGUGAGGAACCGUUGAACUCCUGGAGUGACAUGGCGGGGGCGGGGAACCAUGGUUAACAACA
Molecule: messenger RNA, 8669 nt
Organism: Doryrhamphus excisus (bluestripe pipefish)
Lineage: Eukaryota; Metazoa; Chordata; Actinopteri; Syngnathiformes; Syngnathidae
Source: RefSeq, a predicted model, not a curated record